UACAGCCUUGUGUCCUCCAGAGUACAUGGUGUGUUUCCUGCACCGCCUCAUCACGGCUGUGAGGGCGAGCUGGGACGAAGGCAGCAGGAAGAGUCCGAGCAGCAUCGGCAGCGACGAGGCCUACGUCCCCCCCCAGCUCUUCUACAACGGGAAGGUGGACUACUUUGACCUGCAGAGACUGGGAGGACUCCUGUCCCACCUGAAGAAGACACUCAAAGACGACCUGGCCAGUAAAGCCAACAUCAUCAUCGACCCCGCAGAGAUCCAGGCCACGUCCAUGGACGACCUGGACGAGGACGAGGAGAGCGGAGCGGCUCAGGUCUGCUCUCACUGUUACAUUAUAUUAAUUAACCCUCGGUG
This is a messenger RNA of Plectropomus leopardus (leopard coralgrouper), 360 nucleotides long. The record is from RefSeq and is a predicted model, not a curated record. Lineage: Eukaryota; Metazoa; Chordata; Actinopteri; Perciformes; Serranidae.